CAGGCGCCUGUAUUUACUUCUGGUCCAGUUCGCCCGCUGCUGCCCGCUGCAAUGGAGGUAAACAGGGACGAAGCGGAGCGCUGCAUCGACAUCGCGACUGCGGCGCUGACCAACGAGCAGCCCGAGAAGGCGCAGAGGUUCCUGGAGAAGGCGCAGAGACUCUUCCCGACAGAGAAAGCCAAGGUGCUGCUGGAGCUGAUAGCAAAGAAUGGAUUCACACCUCGACAAGGCAGCGGCCACUCAGACUUCAGCGGGGGCUCUGGGCCUCGACAGCGGCAGACCAACAGCGAGGACACCAGACCAGAAGAAAAGCCAUCAGACACCUCAAAAUCCUACUCGGCAGAUCAGCUGGAGGCUGUGAGGAGGAUAAAACAAUGUAAAGACUUCUAUGAGAUCCUCGGGGUCCAGGCAGACGCCUCCGAGGAUGAACUCAAAAGAUCAUACAGAAAACUUGCUUUGAAAUUCCAUCCAGACAAGAACCACGCUCCAGGUGCUACGGAGGCAUUUAAAGCUAUUGGGAACGCGUACGCUGUUCUGAGUAACGCUAACAAGAGACGACAGUACGAUCAAUGUGAAGAGGAGAGGAGGCAUCCCUCAAGACACGGCCCAGACAAUGGAAACUUCGAGCCAGAUAUUUCACCUGAAGACCUCUUUAACAUGUUCUUUGGAGGAGGUUACCCGUCAAGUAAUGCUAAUGUGUACACCAAUGGGCGGAUGCGUUACCCAAGGCGAGAGAGAAGAGAGCGACAACGGGAUGGAGGCCUCGCUCUGUUCGUACAGGUCAUGCCCAUCCUCAUCCUGGUCAUUGUGUCGGCCCUGAGUCAGAUCAUGGUCAACAGCCCCCCUUACAGCCUCAGCUUCAGGCCGUCAGCAGGUUACACGCAGAAGAGGCUGACGGAGAACCUGAAGGUGCCAUAUUAUGUGGGGGAGCACUUCUCCAGGGAGUUCACUGGCCUGAAUCUGAAGAAUCUGGAGCGGACGGUGGAGGAUGAUUAUAUUUCCAACCUCCGCAACAAUUGCUGGAAGGAGAAGCAACAGAAGGAAGGCAUGCUUUACAGAGCUCGCUAUUUUGGAGACACUGAUCUGUACCAAAGAGCGCAGAGGGCUCGCACACCAAGCUGCGCCAAGCUGUCUGAGAUCUCAGCUUCAUUCCAUGGUUGAUGCUGCUUUCAUAAUUAAAAGUUUCCAGAAUCAACACAAAAGAUUAUCGGCUGUAAAUAGAUGAGCUUUAACAAUCUGGAGACGGAAGAUGAUUCAACAAGCAACACAAACAAACCAGCACCAACCUGCAUCAAAGUGAUCACACAAACUGGUUUAAGCCAUUUCUGCGGACUUUUAGUAUGUUGAAUUAAAAUAUAAUAUGAAUAUAAUGUUUUGACAUGGAAAAAAAGAAAAACACUUAAAAAAGCCAAGCCCCAGUUAUGACUGGGAGCUAUGAAGCUGGCAGAGGUCACUUCACGGUUUCUGUGAGAAUGCAGUAUGAAACCAGACUGUAGCAAGGUUAGAUAUAGUCAUACGGAUGUUAUUUAUGUAGCAGUUUAUUAGGUACCACAGAGAACGCUUCCUCUUUUAUUUCACACGGUCAAAUCAGCGGAGUGGACGAGUUCGGUUUGACUUCAAAUGCACAUUCUGAAACUAUGCAGGAAUAAUGUGAAACCUCUGAUGAAUUUAUAGUCAUAACGUCCAGGGUUUGUCAGACACUUGAACACCUGAGAUUUGUCUUCUUCUGCUGUGUGUGUGAGAGAUAACAAUUAGGAAAUGUCCUUUUACACUUUGCCUCUUUUAAAUGUAGUAGGGAUAGAGUUAUGUAUAUUAACAUUAUGGCACUUCACAAUAAAAGCCAAGGGAAUGAGAGAUGUGCCUACCCACAAAGUGGGACUUUAACAGGUUCUAGUUUUUGAGUACAAUGCCUCUGAUGAACAUCUGUUGGAAGAAGCUAUUUUUGUCACGCCUUUUGAGUUUAUAGUAUGCUAUUUAUGUUUUAAUUUAUUUAAAAAAAAGGAUUAUCAGGCUAAGACAACAACACAGUUCUCGCUCACCUUUUCCACCAUGUUUUUACUCCCGGAUGAAAAAUAAAAUAUGGAUGCUUCAA
Epinephelus lanceolatus (giant grouper) is the source of this 2092-nucleotide messenger RNA. RefSeq names its product DnaJ heat shock protein family (Hsp40) member B12b (gene dnajb12b). Gene Ontology annotation, biological process: cellular response to misfolded protein. NCBI's taxonomy places the organism in Eukaryota, Metazoa, Chordata, Actinopteri, Perciformes, Serranidae. Gene Ontology annotation, molecular function: Hsp70 protein binding. Gene Ontology annotation, cellular component: endoplasmic reticulum membrane. The record is from RefSeq and is a predicted model, not a curated record.